Messenger RNA from Closterium sp. Naga37s-1, 465 nucleotides. NCBI's taxonomy places the organism in Eukaryota, Viridiplantae, Streptophyta, Zygnematophyceae, Desmidiales, Closteriaceae. The record is from the annotation of a GenBank genome assembly.
AUGGUUACACUGUUACGAAGUGAGCUGGGAGAGGGGGAGAGCGAGGGGGAGUGUGGGUUUGAUGGGGAGAAGGGGGAGAAGAGGGAUGCUAGAGUUGAUGCUGGUGAUGCAGGUCGUCUUCCUGGCUUUCCAGGAGUCCUUUCAGGCGUUUCUUCAGGUGCUUUUUCAGCUGUUUCACCAACAGAGGAAGCUGAUUCUGGAGCUGCUGUUGCUGCUGCUGCCCCAGAUGCUGCAGGCUUGGCAUUGGCUGGUUUUCCCAUGGUGGGGCGAGAUUUUGUGGGGCUGAAGAAACGGAAUGGGGAGAGUGAGCGAGGGCGAGAGGAUUUUUGGGAGGAAACGGAAGAGGAGGAGGAGGAGGAGGAGGAGGAGGAGGAGGAGGAGGAGGAGGAGGAGGAGGAGGAGGAGGAGGAGGAGGAGGAGGAGGAGGAGGAGGAGGAAGAGGAGGAGGAGGAGGGUGUGGGCUGA